Messenger RNA from Acanthoscelides obtectus, 15978 nucleotides. Lineage: Eukaryota; Metazoa; Arthropoda; Insecta; Coleoptera; Chrysomelidae. The record is from the annotation of a GenBank genome assembly.
GACUCGACAUUGACAGAAGUUCAUGGCCGCCGACCAUUCCGAAUGGUUCGAAAAAACCAAAAUUCUAAAUCUCCCAGCAAAAAAUCAAGAAAAGCAGACUCCGAUGGGGCAAAUGUGAUGUUCAGCUCAUAUACUACUACUUCAGUUCAUAAAAGGAACCUAUAUAUAGUUUCCUUUCCUAUUAUUUUCUUAUUCAACGUACUAAGGUCCUUACUUUACCAAAUUUUCCUUAUAUUGCGAUUCAUCUACUGUAGCUCCAGAUCAUAUUUUGUCCGCCACAGUAAGUUAGACUUAGAAAAUGGAAGUAAUGCGGAAAGGAAUACAUGUGUAGUUCAAGAGAUCAGUGAAAUGGCUCAUGUUAGACCCAGUGGACCAGGCCCUGGUGAUCCAUUAUUGGCAAAGCAGAAGCAUCAUCAUAGGCGAGCAUUUGAAUAUAUAUCCAAGGCUCUUAAGAUAGAUGAAGAGAAUGAGGAAAGCCUGGCUAAGUUGAAAAAAGUGAAGAUCGAGCAAGGUUUUCCAAAAUUAAAUUUAGGUGCCAUUAGUGCCAAUGGUCAGACUAUUGUAGCUCCUCAUGCGAUCAUUAAGAAAAUCUCAGGUCAGAAGGAAUUAGCAAUUGACUUGUACAGAAAAGGAAUCACAGAACUGGAGUUAGGCAUAGCAGUACAAUGUUGGGGAGGCAGAGGAGAAGUAUGGGAGAGAGCUCAACGAUUGCAUGAGAAAAUGAAAACCAACUUAGCCAUGGCAAAGGAUAGACUGCAAUUCUUAGAGAGCAUGGCUUGUAUGGAAAACUUGGAGAUUGAACAAGAAGUUCCUAAAUUAACUGUAGGUGCCGGUAGGGCUAAUUGUCACAAUGUGCCAGCUUCCAGAGUCAAUUUUAUCAAACCAUCAGCCUCGGGCAAAAAGUUGAAUGUUGCGAGCAAGCGGCCGGCCAAUGCCCCUUUAGCGAAAAGUCAAACACUUCCAAGAUCAAUGGGUCGAACUGUCGCACCCGUCCAACCAGUUAGGCCUUUCCACAAGACUACUGCAUCCACGCCACCUGCCAUUAGAAAACAAUUGUCCAUCCCUGGCGCGGGAACUAGUUCUCCUAGCAGAAGGGUAAAUGGCAACAGUGGAGCUGCAGCAAGUAAAGCAGGUACGAGGGGUAGGUCUCCAACUCUAAGAGGAGUAGAUCCAAAAUUAGCUCAAGCAAUCCUGGACGAGAUCGUUGAGGGAGGCCCGCCGGUACAGUGGGAAGAUAUUGUUGGACAGGAUACUGCGAAACAGGCUUUACAGGAAAUGGUAAUACUGCCAUCUUUACGACCAGAAUUGUUCACUGGUUUGAGGACUCCAGCUCGUGGUUUACUUUUGUUUGGACCGCCAGGAAAUGGCAAAACCUUAUUAGCUAGAGCUGUUGCUACUGAAUGCCAGGCAACCUUCUUUUCGAUAAGCGCAGCUAGUUUAACAUCAAAAUACGUUGGAGACGGAGAGAAAAUGGUUCGCGCGCUGUUCGCCAUUGCAAGAGAGCUGCAGCCUAGCAUAAUAUUUAUAGAUGAGGUGGAUUCAUUGCUUUCUGAACGGUCGAACAGCGAACAUGAAGCUAGCAGAAGGUUAAAAACAGAAUUUCUAGUUGAAUUCGAUGGAUUGCCCAGUAAUCCGGAGAGCGAGAAGAUUUUAGUGAUGGCAGCCACGAAUCGGCCCCAAGAACUGGAUGAGGCUGCUUUAAGGAGGUUUCCUAAAAGAGUUUACGUUCAACUUCCGGAUGUUGACACCCGGUCGAAGCUGCUAGAAAAAUUACUGGCAAAACAGGGUUGUGCUUUAACUAGACAGGAAUUGAAAAGACUAGCUGCUUUGACAGAAGGAUAUUCCGGAAGCGAUUUGACUGCUCUAGCAAAAGACGCUGCUUUAGGGCCCAUCAGAGAACUACAACCAGAACAAGUGAAGCAGAUGGACCCUAGUUCCGUAAGAAGUAUCACAAUUAACGACUUUUUAGAGUCGUUGAAACGAAUCCGAAGGAGUGUUUCGCCUCAGAGUCUAGUUGGUUAUGAAAAAUGGUCGCUACAAUAUGGAGACGUGUCUCUCUAAAGAUAUGUCAUUUUUAUCUGUUGCCUUUGGAAUAUGGUCAACAAUUUUAUCGUUCUAAAGUUACCUUUCUAAAGGGCCAAAAAAGAAUCUAAAUUUCACGAGUACUUCUAAAAGUACUAAAAUCAUUCGAAAUAUUUUGGCCCAAGUCUGAUGAAAAAGUAUAAAUUAAAUUUUAUUCUUUGUUUUAAAAUUUUUUUAUUCAAUUAUUGUUCGUUUUUAUGUGAUAAUUAAAAGAGAAUAUUAUCGUGAUAGCCACUUGAAUGUUAGAGAACAUAAAAGUGAUACACUUUGUUCUAGUAACAUCAUUAUAUAGAUCUGUAAUUGAUUGCCACAUGGUGCGAGAUUUAAUAGUUUGUAUUUCUUUUUUUCACGUGCUGCGUACUCAUAUAUUUAACAUUCCUAUGUUCCUCUAAAUGACAUAAUGGUUGUUGCAACUUGUUUUUCGUUAUAUUUUUUGUAGCUGUGAUAUAAAGUUAUUUAUUUUUUUCUGCAAGGGUAUCACUUUGAGUACAAUAAACAAUUUUGCAAAGUAGUUUUAUAUUUGCAUACAAUUAUUUGAAUCAGUAUCUGUUGCUUAAUAGUUGGUUUAGUCACACAACACUUCUAAACUAAGGUGAUUCGAAUAAUUUUACAGUGUUAGUGAGGGGCCAGUAUGGUUAACUUUUCAAUGAUAACAAACAAGAAUUUGUUACAAAGGAUAUAUCACCACCAGGAAGAUAGAGGAGCGCAGGGUAAUGGGAGCCUAUUAAGAGAAAACUUUCAUAAAAACUACAUUUAUCAACCUUCUUAUAAUUUUUAAUUAGGAACCCUGAGAAUAAUCAUACAGGUCUGUUUUAAUCACUGUUAGUAUUAAUUACAGUCAUAUAAAAAAGUCAGUCGCCCAUUUCACGCUCAUAUGGGAAAUGGGAGUCAUAAUAUUUAGUAUUGCGCAAAAGUUAAACUAAACAUGUCUACUUUAAAUGGGAUCUUAGUUAGUUACUACAAACUAUUAAUUGUAACAAAAAUAAAAAAACUACUUUUUAAACAAAGACAAGAAAAAUAAAGAUGAACUUAUUAAAGAAGAACAUAUGACCCAAAAUUAUAAUUGUUCUUCAACAACCAAUCCCAAAAUUAAUUUUAGGAUCAAUUUAAAAUUGCCGAAUACCAACUAGCAAUGCCAAGGCACCCCUCAAAUUGAUGCACUUCUUAUUUCUUUGCUCUCCCUCCUUCCUUCCUUCCUUUCUUCUUCCCUUCUUUCUCCCUGACUUUGUUUGGUAUUUGGGCAACCAGACCUGACAGACUUACUGACUUACAGGACUUCAACCAAGAGCAAAGGUCCUACGGACCGCUCUGACAGACAAUGACGAAUAGUAACAUAUGACCCAGAUUAUGCAGAUCCAAACAAAAGGUACAAAUAUAAGAAGCUGGACUAUCACUUCCAGAACAUGCAUCAUGGGCCCAGUUUCCGUAACUUCUGCAUCUCCCCACUUUUUCCCGUGUCUAAACAAAUAGCACAUAAAGUUUCCUCUUCUGAGUAUUCUGACUCGUCGCACUAAGGAGCAUUUAAGCUUGAAAACCGGUCAAAAAUCGUUUAUGCGUUCUUUAUCAUUAAACAUGAAUAAAAAUGCAUGUGUAGUUAAAAAAAAAGGAAUAUAUUCAUUAAAAUUAGUAAAAAAGGCAAAAAUAUUAAAAAUUAUUUCUAUUCAGUUUUGGACUUUAUGUAUAGUCUUACAAAAGACUAGUCCUAUUCAUUCCUAUUCAGCAUCAGUUUGCACUUCUUCGUCACACAUUUAGAUCUUCCGCUUCUAAAAGAGCGAGCAUUUCCGUUGAGAACCGUUGUCUUUUUACUUGCUUCCUUUUUCGCACGCAACUUAGAAAAGGGUCCGAUGUGAGUAAUAGUCUGUUUAAAACAUCUUGGUUGCACUGCGUUCUGGAAAAUUUCCUGCCAAAAUCUGUUCUAUAAGAUCGAUAAUGCUUGUUGGGGGCUUCUGCAGUCUCCUCCGAAAAUUGCCCGAUAGGCAAGAUGGCAUGUUUUAUGACUGUAGAGCCAUGCACAAGAAUUUUGUGUAGGGUUGGUGUCAUUGGGUGCCAUCCGUAGAGGUUGACAUACAGGUGUGCAGUUUCAUCACAGUAUUGCUCAAAUUUUUGAAUGUUUAUUUUGUAUCCAGAAGAUAUUGUUUCUAAAAUAGUCUUGACUUUUUUUAUGAAUUCUAUGUCAAUACCGGUUAUUUCUGCAGCCAGGUCUGGGUCACUAAAAAACCUUCUUGAAGUGUUCCCCGAGUUUUAGUUUCCAUAACCGGCUUUUGGCAUGUCUAUAAUAAAACCAGUUUUUUCCCUAUAUUCCUUUUGGAUUCUGUUUUUGUUUUCUUUUACGACUUUUUUUUCUUCAUCUGUACGAGCCUGCCAUUUUUGUAGAGGAAGUGUGUAAGAUACGUGUAAAAUAGUUUCGAAUAAACGUAUUCUCGCAUGUAGAGUGGACAAGCCGAAUCGUAAUGAUUCGGGAUCUUCAGCACUUUUAUUUUUUAAAUUGUUGAAGUCUUUGGAUGUUUUGCCACAUAUGUAGCAACGCAUAGUAGAUGUUGUGCCGGUUACCGCAUUGCACACUUUAGCAUCUACCAUUGUGGGAAUUAAGGUAUGUCGCACAUCAAUGUCUCCCUUUGAACAUAAGUUUGUUAUUUUCGUCACAACCAGUUCUUUAGCUUGAUCCUCGACGUAUUUUAUUUCCUGUUUUGUUACAUCCACGGUUUCGUGUAAAAACUGAAUACGUAUGGGCCGGCAGAAACGCGUGGAUGAGGGUGUAGGAUUUUGCCAUAAAAUUUUGAUUACCUCUUCUUUGUGGUAUUGCAGCUUCAGUGGAACCAAAGAACUUUGGAAUAGAUUGGCAUCGUCGCGUGAGCUGUCGGUAAACUUCUGUUGAAACUGUUUCUGUUGCGAGCAUCACAUCCCCAUUUUAUUAUGAGUUCUAAAUUCUUUAAUUCCGACUCAGCCAAAUGUUCGAGCACUUCUUUUAGAAAAAGACAAAGUCUUGUAGCAGUGUGGUCGACUAGAUCCUGAAGUAUAACUUCGGCACCCGUUUCAGUAACUCGCAUUGACUCUUCUUUCGGAUAACAAACUUUUUUUGCCUCUCUGAUAAGAGUGUAACAAGGAAACACGCCUUUAUUUGAUUCAUGUAGUAUCUCCCACUGACUCCUAGUAAAAUCGCCUUCAACAAAUAUCGAUAAUGCCUCUUCGGGUGUGUACUUCUUGAUUUUUGUAUUUCGAGCCAUUUCUAAGGUUUUUUAUACUUUUUUGCUCUUGUUGGCGUACAAGUAACAUCUCUUAUGAUUUUAGAUGCUGAAGCAUUUCCUGACAUCCGCUGACUAACGCUAGCUGCAUACGUUAGCUCCUCGACAGAAACUUGUUACCGAAGUUACUUUGUUUUACGCCGUUUGCUUCGAUCUGACAAAUCCUGAAAGUCCUAAUUUGGCCGACCUGGCUUAGUAGGAGUACGUGUCCAAUUAUGUACUGAUAUUGAAACUUUAAGCCAUUCGUCGUUAUUUUUAGUGAAUCGUUCCUCAAUAUAGAAUGCCGACUUCCAUCUCUUCUUUAGUUCUGAUUUGAAAUGCCUCAAGUCGUAACUUAUAGUUUGGAAUUCCUCUUGUGGACAUUUUGUUAAUUCCCGAACUUUAUUUUCCACGAAUAACAAUUUCUCAUCUAAUUUUCGCGCUGAACUCUCUUUAAAAAUGUCAAAUAGAGAUUUCCUUGUCAAUUGAAUUACAUUAGAUGGUGCAUCUGUAACAAAUUAGAAAAAAAAUUACAUUAACACGUUCACUGCGGCACCAGUCAAAAAUAGUUUGUUCCAAACUGCGUUACCAGUCACAUAUGUCUGGUAUAUAACCUUUCCGUUCCGGCGGUACCAGACUGGUACACUUGCCUUAUCAAAUCUGGCUGUAAUUUGAUAACAUGUUUGAGAAGUUGAACCAUCUGUCUUGAAAUUUGUUCAUCAAUUCCUAGAUGUGUAUAUGGUCCAGUCGCAAAUAAAAUGAUGGAGUAGUUAAUGAAAAACUGACAUCAGUAGGAAAGCAUUUAUUUGGAAAAACGUACAAUUUUACAGUUUGGAAUGCUUUUCAUUAAAACAAGAAAGGCACAUGGCGGGUUGUUUGUCGCAGUUUGCGCAAAACGUAUAAACUUUAGUAACUUUCUUGUCCGCCUCCCGACUUGACAGAGUUGCUCUUAAUUUCUUGUAGCAUCCUACACAGUUUCUACGACGUUUUGUCCCAGGACCUUGUUGUUUUUGAAGUGUGUGCACUUUGUGCACUGACUUUGAUGAAGUGUUUAUACUUGCGUCAUCCCGAAUCAUUCGAUUUUCUCCAAUCAAGGAGAAAGCCAACGCUUCCCUAAAUUUAAGCAUGCUCAUGCGGUUAUUUUUAUUAACUUCAUUGUAGACUACAUAAGAGUUGACGACUGCUGCACCAAACUAAAGUUCAAAGACGGAUUUACGAUACCACUUUAAUCCUUUUCUUAAAGUGGUAUAAUAGGAAGACAUUUGGUCACUGAGGUCUACUCCCUUUUUGGCUCUGUUAUAGUCAAUCACACAUUUUGGUUUUAAAACUGACUGAGAGGCUCUAUUCCUUUUUCCAGUGUCAUGCACGCUUACGUCAUGUUCUCUGUGAGUUGAUAUCAUAAGAAUUGUACGUUUAUCCUGCCAUUUGAUUAUUUUUAUUCCAUUACCAUUUUGGACACCCACUACUUGACCUUUACUAAUUUUUUCACGGAUGAAUUCUCUAGGAAGACCUUUUCUGUUGGAACGUAAGGUUCCACAAUAAAAAGUUUUUCUCCGCUGCAGCUUCUCCACGAGUGGAACACUGGAGUAAAAGUUAUCUGCAUAAAGCUUGCGACCACUAUCCAGGUUAUUUUGCAUAAGAUCCAUGACUACUUUCACAGUAUGGGAAUCAUCAGGGUUGUCAUCUUUUACUGUCUCUUUGCCACAAUAAACUCGUAAGCUUAUAGUGUAUCCUUCCAAUGUACAAAGUUUGUACAAUUUGACGCCAUAUUUGUGUCUUUUGUUCUUUAUAUAUUGACGCAUGCCCAACCUUCCUCUCCAAGGGAUCAUGCUCUCAUCGAUAAGCAGUUAAAAUAGAACCAAAUCUAGUAUUUAGGAGUUCCAAAAUAGAUCUCAUGCGAAAUAAACGAUCUUGGGGAUUCUGCAAUUCUUCAUUAUUACUAAAGUGAAUAUGCUGCAGCAAUAAUAGGAAUCUAUCCCUAGUCAUUUCAGCAGUUAUAAAAUUAUUAUGGUACAGAGCAUGUUUAGACCAGUAAAGAUUAAUAUCUGGAACCCUUACAAGCCCCAUACAAAUGAUGAUUCCAAAAAAUAGAUACAUUUCUCGAGCAUCUGUAUCUAUCCAACCUUUCAGGCGCGACUUAUUUUUAACACAUCCUGCAUUCAGUUUUUGCGCAGCAUACCUAUUCGUUUCUUUGACAAUUAAAUCUAUUACCUCUUGAUCUAUAAACAAUUUAAAAACCUGCAAGGGUGUUUUACAUUUUUCACAAUCCACAUUAACUUUCUGCCUCUGAUGGUAAGCAGUAAUAUUUGGUAUUUUUCCCAUUAUCCAUCGGUGUCCAUAUAUCAUUCUCUAGGUCAUCUAAAAAGGAAAAAUGAACGUAAGUACAAACCACUGAAAUUUAUCAUAAACUAGACAUACUAAUAAUAUCAUCAGCAUCCAGUUUGCUCCUUCCAUCCUCUUCAUCUGAGAUGGUUGAUGAAUCUAAGUUUCUGAGAGGCUCCAUAUUAUCAACAGAGUCAUCUGAAUCAAAUGAGGAAACUAGCUGAAGAUGUGCUUGGCUCAUAUUCUGGGUCUGUACUAGAAUGAUCACAUGCAAACGGAUCCUCUGGCUCACUUUCUAGAACGUCAGUCUCACUACUUGACUCACUAUGAUGGUUGUCUAGUCUUUCUGGUACAAGAUUAUUAUCCGGAAUAUUGCGCUGCUCUUGUAUUCCUAGUAAGUAUAAUAGUAAUAAGUUUUCAGCUUCAUCGAUUCCCUUGAAAAAUAUAUUUUAGUAUGUAUAAUUCGGCAAUAUAUUCAAACAUACCUGCAUCUCAAGUGCUAAUUGGCACAAUUUUUUUCCCCGUAGCGACAUUUUGCAUAAAACCACACACGUAUUCACGUUUCUCGUAUAAACCACACGUAUGCAUAAACAUCAAUACCAGUCACAUAUGUCUGGUACCGCACAUAUAUAAAACAAUCUUCGAUUAGUGCGUUACCAGUCGAAAAUGUCCGGUAUAUAAUAUGUAACCUAUAAGAAUCGGGACGUUGUAAGAAUCAUAUAGGUAUCUGUAAUGUCAACAUAUCACUUUUAGUUGUCGAGAAAUCUGUGGCUUGGAUAAACAAGGGCCAAUCUACGAAAAUCAAGUUUGGAGAUAAUUUAGGAUUUGUGAAUUGGAACAAAAUUAUUUCUUACGCAAAAAUCCUUUAUCCGAAUUGAAUGAAAUUUGGGUAGCAUGUAACUGGAUGUGCUAUGAUCCAAAAUAUAUUGAAAAUUCGUAGAAGUAUUCAUUUAUUCACAUAUUUUUGUUUGUUAGGCCCCUACAAUUUCGGCCUAACUCACAUAGACCCUAUAUCUAAUAUGCACGUAGGCCCAAGAAAAUGGUAUAUAAGCCCCAUUGUAGGAAAGAGUAUAACUUAGGCCUUUUUUGACUAUAAAACGUUUUCCCCAUUAUGAUUUAUUUCAGCGUCAAUAACAAUAAAACACAGUUGGCAAUGUCAUAUAUUUUAUAAAAGUAUAGAAAUAAUCUCAAGAACUGUUUUCUAGAUAUUAACAUAAACUAAAACUUUACUUUUUUUUACAAUGGCAAAAAAAUGAAAAAAGGCUUAUUCAUCAUAUUGUAAAAUAGCUGUCGGACAUACAUCUUCAUCGGCAGCUGUUUCUUCUGAUUUGAGAUUAGCAUAAAAAAGCCGACAAUUUGGGUGUAUAUAUUGUAUUAACGUAUUAAUGUCGUUUUUGGAAGAGGCAACGGGUACGAAUUAUGUAGCCUUUCCAAAACGAGUUGUGUCUCAUCUGGCUGUCCUUUUUUCUUCUUUGUUAUAUCCCAGACUUUGAAAUCUUCUUUUGCCAAUAAGCCUUCCUUGUAGAAAAUUUUUCCAGGGUUUUCCUUCGUGUAGAGGAAAUAGUUUGCUUUCAAAAAAGACAUUUGCUCUCCGUCCGCGUUUUUCUUUCUAUUCACAAAAUACGCUUUCUGAAGAGCGCUUAUAUUGUAAAAAUCAUCCUGAGACAUGUCAAUGACUUUAAUUCCUCCUUUUCGCUGAAUGCUGCGAACCAGAGUGGACCAGUCUCUGGGUAUUUCUAUAUCCAUUGUUGUGUGCUUUUUAGCUUUUUCUAUUGAAGCAUGAAUCGAGUCUGCUUCCAAGUGAGUAUGACCGGAGAUUAGGAAUUUGUGGUGGACUUCUUUUAGCAUGUGGUUUGGUGGCAAAAGUUGAAACACCUUGGACAGUAGAGUAACAACAUGAAUGUUUUUAUUUUGCCCUGAGCAGCAAUCACUAUAUAAAUUUAGACAGGUUGCCUCUGGGGGAAGUUUCUUAUGUACUUAAGGAGACAGGAUGCAAUUUCCUGUCCUCCACGGUUUGAAGUGGUUUCGUCCCACAUGAAACAAAAAGAUCUAUUUCCGUUGGAUUUUGUAACCUCGUAUAUUGUUAGGUUGAAAACCCACAACUGCCUUUUAUAAAAGGCAAUUCCACUUUUUAGUUGGGGAGUCGGUAAACAUUUUUGUAAGUCGAACAUUGCCGUUACUAUAGUUUCAUCUUGUUUACUUUUUUCUUUGUCAAUCCUUUUUGCAUUGUACGCCUUCUCUGCUGCAUCUAAAUGUUCUUUUUUUUCUCGUUCGUAGUCUAUUUUUUGUCCUUCAUCAGCGGAAGAUUUUAUUAAGAUGUUUAACUUAUCGCACUUGCUGCAGGUAUCGUUAUGGGGUGGAUGAAACGAAAGGUUGAAAUUGGACACAAAAAUACUUCGGUAAUAGUGGUCAGACACCGGAGUUUUUUCCGCUUCUUUACAAUAUUCGAUAUAAAGCCUAUACAUUUGUUGAAUGCUUAAAUCGGGAGAUAAGUAUCGUUUCUCUGAAUGCGAUCGAGAAUAAUGACUCUUGUAAGCUGGAAAUUUAGAGAUAUGUUGGAUUACAAAACUUUUAUCUUCAUCUGAUAUUUUAUGGUGGUUGCCAUGCUUCCCUCUUUGGUCUGGUCCACAUAUUCCGUUUAUAGAAAGCCUACACUUCUCAAUCGUAUAUCUUACUCUUUUAAAACUUACAUCCAGAGUAUUCAUAAACAUCACCUUACAAACUUCUAUAGGUAAUCCUCCUUUGUUCAGUAGAUAGGUAUGACUAAAUGAUAUUCUGCUGUCUUCUUCAAGUUUAGUGCAUCGACGCUUUUUAAAUUCCCUAACUGAACUUGACAAAAUCUGAGUUUGUUCAUUAUAUGUCAAAGAAUAAAAGUCUUUAAAAAUACUUAUCCUUUCCUCAUGGCUAAAUUUUUCAUAGCACUUUUUCUUGCAUCUACAUGGUUCUUUCAAGACUUUUGCCUGGACAAUUUUAUUCUUUUUUGUUUUAUAUUCUUGGCCAUUUGCUCUUGCAACCUUCCUUUUAGAUACUUGCCACCCUAACUCAUUUCUGACUCUUUUUCUUGACUUUUUUUUCCUUUUUUGUGUUUCUCUCUCUGACUCGCUGGUUUCAUUGUCACUUUCUGUUCUGUAAGAAUUAUCUGAAUCAGUAGCAAAAGGAUCGGUUAUGUCGCUUUUGUUGUCCCCUACGUCCUGCAAAAUAUAAAUCUAUAGUUUAAAUUUUCCUUCAAAUCAAUUAACUUACAAUUUCCAUAUUUUGUUGAUCAAUAUAUUGAAGUUUUCCUUGAUCUUGAUCGGUAACAACUUGCUGGUUCACAGAGGAACAAUGUGGUUCCUGGAAUAUAUAGUAUUUUCAAUUUCAAACUUAUAAUGCUACUCUUUUGUAAGGUUAAUGAUGGAUGAUCUUAAUAUACACAACAUAGCUAAUUCCACUUUCCUCAUCAAGAUACUUACAAUUUUCAUUGUUUGUUGAUCAAUAGACUGGUAUUGGUCUUGAUCUUGAUUGCUAACAACUUCCUCGCUAACAAAGUCUCUUACAAGUUCCAUUGGUUGUUGAUCAAUAGACUGGUAUUCGUCUUGAUCUUGAUUGUUAACAACUUGCUCGCUAACCAAGCCACAAUGAGGUUUCUAGAAUCACUAUAUUUUACAAUUUUAGCUCCAAAAUAAUAGGUACUAUUUUACACGCUAUGUAUACCAGCUCCGAAGAAAAAAACUUACUUGAAUAACAUCAUUUUUCAAAAUGAUAAUCUUCUUAUUGUCAUCGGUUGUGGUAGCUACAUCGUCAUUUAUGUUAGAAUUUUCCGUUUUAUUUUUCUUAGCUAUAUCUACCAUCCUCUGGCUUCGUGACUGAUGUUUCUCAUUGUACAAAGACAUUUUAACUUUUGGUUUAUGUUUGCAUGUUCUACAAUAAUAAUAUACUCUACGACAUCUUAAAAAUUCUUUCAAGUACUCAAACUUACCUUGAACAAAAAAGAAUGCAGCAAAAAUUGAGAAUUUAUCACAAAACAGUCACAAAAAACGUGCCACACACACCUGUUCGUUAGAUAAAAUUUUGAGGUUAUGUUUUUACCGGCAAUUGCGCCGAGGCCUAUGUUACACAUCAGAUACACACAAUAAAUACGUUUAAACUCAAAAAGGCCUAUGUGGCAAAUCCGACCAAAAGCGGAAAGCUAUUAUGUCUUUCUGUUGCACAGAGGCCCUUUUCAAAUGUGUGUUUUUGAAUAAUGAAACGUCCCAAAUUGACAUAGGCCCAGAAAUUUCAAUGCACUUUGAAUAAGUGGCAGUUAGGCCCUAAGCAUUUAAAUGAAAGGGGAUAUUUUAAAGACCCAAGGUCUCAUAGGUCUCUAUUUUCUGGGCCUAUUAGUCACUUAGGCCGUUUUAUGCUUAUAAAUUAAUAAUAUAUUUGUUACAUGGGACCAUUCAAAAAGGCGCAAACGGUAGAUUGGACUUUACAUUUUAUAUCUUGUAGUUAGGCCCACACACUUGCGCCCUUGUCACAUGGAUUUUAUCGAAAUCUACUAGGAUUAUUCUCUUGGGACCAUUUUCAUUGGAAAGAGAGUCAUUCGAUCAGUAAGAUAGGCCCUCUAGCUAAAUUUCUGCGAAUUUGUACAUAGGCCCUUGUUCGACCAAGCCACAGAAAUAGUCUUCGCAGUUUAUCCAAAGAUGGCAUCUAUGUCGUCCGCCAGACAGGCAUAGGUUUUACCAGACAUAUGUGCCUGGUAACGCAGUGAACGUGUUAAUAAAAAAAAACUGAAUUUCGCCUCUGUCAUUAAAACUGAUGUUUUACCGAAUUAGUGGAAAUAUGUGGAAAAUAAAAUUGUUCUGCAAAUAAGGUGGAACUCUAACCUUUAUUAUAACAACAACUACGUAACUCGAUCGGACUCUUAGAUACGACAAAAAUACCAAUUUGUUGAAAAAAAUAUGUAAAAAAAACAAUAAUUACGCAUGCCCUUAAAGUACAAAAAAAAAUAAGAUAAAUAUUUUAAAUUCAAACUAAUUAUGGAUUAAAAUUAAUAACAUACCUGGUUUUUCACUAUCCAUGACAAAAUUUCUGAUAAUUUACUUCAAAUACAAUAAAACAACAAACGAUUGAUUGUCAGAAAUGAGAGCGUGUCGAUAAUAUUGACGUGCACCGCGUACUGGGACUGGGUUCCGACUACCUGCUCGCCGAGACGAUGAGUUACGAGUUCGUUUGAAAACCGGUUAACGAUAGAUCAGUUACUUGACAACAACAAAACUGCGACUUGGGUGGAAUAGGGCUCAAUUUAUAUUUUGAACUUUCGACCGAUUUUUAAGCUUAAAUGCUCCUUAGUGCGUCGGCGCAAAUUGUACGUUCGUCAAUUUAAUCAUCAGAUGAAUCUUCAUCAUCACUAUUAAACAAAUAUUUUUUUGCCUUUUUGGCCCUUUUGUUUCUGGUUGUGGUCUUCUUGCUUUUAACCUCUUUAUCUUUGGUAAGUUUCCGUUUGUUACAUUUACCUUCGACACAAUUUUCUUUAUUUUUAGUCUUUUUCUCUUUUUCAGUCCUUUUUCUCUUCUUUUCUUCAAAUAUGUUCUGCCUUCAUUGGUGUGCUUGUUAAGAUUUCAUAAUGUUUGUUAUUUCUUUAUUAGUUAUGAGUUGUGGCAGUGGGCUCACAGUUUUUAGAAUUUUAGCUACUCUUUCAUCGUCAUUAGUAUCGGUCUCAUUAAAAUAUGAUUUAGACGGAGUUGCGGUAGAUCUGACGGUAUGUUCCUCCCGAAUAGCAGCUUGCACAUGAUAUGGUUGGAAUCGGAGCUGGGCUUACAGCAGCUUCCUCCUGAAGUACUUCUGGUUGAAUUUCUGUGCUACAAAGAAUAUAUGGAUAGCGGGCUAGCUUUCUUUUGUUUAUUAGUUGUCUGCUUUAACGUAGAUGGGAUAGGAGAUAUGUUAGUUGGCUGCUGUACUGCGUCAUGCACGAGCACAGAUCUGGCUUCCUCACAAAAUAUUUCAGGAUUCAUGGGAUAUAUUCCCGUUACUUGAAAGCCUGAUACUCCUUUUUCUAUAGGAGCUACUAUAGUUUAGGCUUUUUUAAACAGUCCGGCAAUGUCGUCUGGUGUGAUUUUUAUAAAACUUCUUGAUUUCAUGUAUAAGUUGCAUUCUUUGUUGUAAGGGGGGAAUAAAACGCAACGUCAAGAGGGUGUAGACGAUGCGAUGAAUGUGGCGGAAUGCAUUACAACAUGGCUCUUUUGGCAAAUCCCAAGCUUCGAGAGUAGCGUGACUGUUGUGAUUGUCUAAUAUUAGCAAAACGGGAGUAUCAGCAGUAGGUUUGGUGUGUUUAAUAAACUGACGUAGUCAUAAAAUAAAUAUAUUUUCAUUGGUCCAGCCAUUGUGACUACAUGUGUCCACAGCUACGGGAGGUCCAUUUUUCUCAGCUGUGGUGAGUGACGUUUUCGUGGAAGUAUGAAAAGCGGUGGAAUGAAAUACCUUGAAGCACUCAUAGCACAUAUAAGUGUUACAGUCUUACAGCUUUUCCAUGACGUCACAGAUCCAACUCGUUUUUGCCCUUUGGGAGCUAUAAUUUUUUUAGUCUCUUGGACGGUCGUUAUACCAGUCUCGUCUACAUUGUAAAUCAUCGUAGGUUCGAAGUGGUGCUGCGUCAUCAAUUUUUCUAAAUUAUCAAAAAAAGCUUUACUUCUGUCUUGUUAAAUCCGAGAAUUCUGUUGAUACUGCUAAUUGCUCCGGCCUUUCUAAUACUCAACUCAAGAUGACGCUGUAAAAAUCCAGAUGGCCAAUCUUUUCCCGCAGUUUGACUGGCUUGGUUAAACUUUUGUUCAAUAACCAUCCUUUUAGCUGCACCAUAACAUACUUUUCAAAAUUGGUCUCUCGUCAGUCCAUAAAAUUUAUUUGACAUAGUCUGAAUAUGACUAGCCAGUAUUUUUUCUCAAAACUGAAUACUGGAUAUCUUCCCAACUUAGGAUUUUUUUGUACCGAUUCUCGUUAGCUUUCGCAAAAUUAAAUCUCUUCUUUAAAUUGCUGUUAGGUAUUCCAGUUUGCUGAGAUACUUUGUACACCGAAAUGUCUCCUGCUCUGAGGAUAUUGACCGCAUUUUCUAAUGUAUCGGCGGUCCAAGAAGCUUUCGUGCUUUUCCGAGUUGUUUUACGCAUCUGAAAUAAAAAGAAUAAUACACAUAUGUAUGUAAAAUGGUGUGAAAAUAGAUUUUAGAAGCUAAUAGGGUAAUGGGAGCUAUGUCGGGUAGGCUAGCCUCCCAUUUCCCGCUGACCACCAUUUUAAUAUGAAUAAUGUAAUUCUAAUUUCAAUCGCAUCUAAACAAAUUGCACUAGUUAGUGAAUGAAUCUACGGAUGUUAAAAUAUGAACUAUAAAAUAAGAAUAAAACUUCAUGCUUACCUUGGAGCUGGCAAUCCACAAUGGUUUAUAAGCGCGGAGCGAAAAACAAACAACCGUAACUUGUGACUGAGGCACUAACGACUCGUACCGGUCAGGGGUCAGGCGAAGUUUCUCGAAGGUUGGGGGAGGCGACCGAGUGUUUACCAAUCGCGUAAAUUGCCUACAUUGCGUUCAGUCACCAUAGCUCCCAUUAACCCGCGCUUCCCUAUUAUUGUAUAAAUAUAUUUUGGAUUUUAUAACUUGCUAUAGAAAAAAGAACACAUCAGUCACUGUUUCCGACAUAUUCCUGGAACAAAUAAAAAUAUUGUGAACAUUGGUUGGUGUAAAAAUAGGAAAAGUAUUCCCAACAAAUCACUGUCAUUAAAAAGUUACUAUCCCUCUUAUAUUGAUGAUUGUAUAUUUUGUAUUAUUUAAAGUAUUCUUUGUAUAUAUUUUUUGUCCAUUGGUCUUCGAUAGAUUAGAAGCAGUAGAACUAUAGUGUCUAGUUUAUUCAGUAUUGUUUUCUUUAAUACAGAAUGUAGAUUGUUCACUGAUGUUUUUUGUCAUUGUUAAUGUAUUUUUAUGUAGCAUUGAUAUUUGUGGGGUAUCUCAAAAAUGUAUCACAGUGUUAAUCACUAAUAUCAUUGCUCAGAUUUUCUUAUAGGGAAUAUCAUUUUUUCUGUUUCAAUUUGCGACGCAAAACCUUUCAAGUAUUUUUCUAGAUCUAGACUUAAACUUGGUUGAUAUUUUUAUGUCAAGUCACUGUUAAAAAUGUAAUUCUAUACCACUAUAAUUUCAGAGGACGUGAUGAAAGUAUGAAUUUAAAUGUUACCUUUUUGAGAUAUCUACGAUAUUUCUAAUUUUAUUUAUUAUGGCGAUUUUUCUGUUAAAAAGAGCAUACGUAAUUUAUUUACUGUUCAUGGACCAACUCAGUGUCUUUUUAGUUCGCAUAUAACUGCUUUUUUUAAAAACGUGUAACAAUUUGUAAGUUUAAUAAAAACAUUUUCUAGAAAA